AUGUCGUACAUCCCCCGUAACCAUUAUCUCGUCGUCCACGACGCCAUUCGAAGGCUUCUCGGCCCCAAUGCACAGCUGGCGGCGUUUGUGAAGGCAAAGCACGCCUUCCAGUGCGACAUGCUGGUGAACGACGCUCGCACCGAUCCAAACGAGCUCAUACGGGCCGGGGCGCGUUGCAGUGGCGGCGGCAUAGGCGACGACGCCGCAGCCAGGGCUGGUGUGGCUGAGUUUGCGCGUGGACUGCAGGGAGUGCUGGGCAUUUGCGACGUUGUGACCCACACCCGUCGCGUCGAUGUUGUCUUUCGCGAUCGCAGCUUGAUCCAGCUGGCCCUCGGCGCUGCGAAGAGUGACCUUCCCUACGCACUGAACACCGGCUCGGACGUCAAUCAAGAGCCGGACUGGCGCCUGCGCAAUCGACUUCGCAUCUCCCUUGGGUACGACGAGGAGCUCUUCCUCGCGCAAUGUACCCGUAGCGUGAACGUGGCGGCGCGCAUCUUGGAGAAGUGUGCCUUCGACUCUCUUCGCCACUCCCCCAUGAUCAAUACGAACCCUGAGAUGGCGGCGAUGUACGAGGCGAGUGGUCAGCAGUGGCAGGCGGUGCUGCCUCCGGUGACUUACUGGCAGGUGCAUUGUUAUGCUCUGAUGAAGGCGUACCCGUGCCGCCAUUAUCAGCAGAUUGUCGCAACUGUCGAGCACAACUACGCUGCGUACUACGGCGAAUUCCCGAUGGCGAACCCGUACUGCGAUGGCGAGGACCUCAACACCAUUCAGGUGGUGAGGUGGUUGUGCGAGGCGUUCAACGCGGGGGUGGCGAUGUCGCGGGUGGCAUCGGCCAGAUCAUUGGUUGCUUCCGACGAGGGGCAGACCGUGUUUCCAGCGAUGGGGAACGGCGAUGCGGAGAAAGAUGCCGCGAUCAUGGGCAACACAACAGAUGGCAGGUCGAGCUGA
Messenger RNA from Leishmania braziliensis MHOM/BR/75/M2904, 948 nucleotides. RefSeq lists its product as hypothetical. NCBI's taxonomy places the organism in Eukaryota, Euglenozoa, Kinetoplastea, Trypanosomatida, Trypanosomatidae. The transcript has a single exon. The coding region runs from base 1 to 948 and encodes 315 amino acids. The record is from RefSeq and is a predicted model, not a curated record.